Magallana angulata is the source of this 2857-nucleotide messenger RNA. RefSeq names its product asparagine synthetase [glutamine-hydrolyzing]-like. The record is from RefSeq and is a predicted model, not a curated record. The transcript has 10 exons. Gene Ontology annotation, molecular function: asparagine synthase (glutamine-hydrolyzing) activity. NCBI's taxonomy places the organism in Eukaryota, Metazoa, Mollusca, Bivalvia, Ostreida, Ostreidae. Gene Ontology annotation, cellular component: cytosol. The coding region runs from base 208 to 1863 and encodes 551 amino acids.
AACAAAUUGGAUCAUGUUUUCACCACGAGGCGGAAGCAUGAUGGUGAACGAAGUCUCUGUAAAGUAUAUAAACAAACAGACGAAUAGACGAUUGCAUCAUUAUCUGGUGGGUAUUUAGUCUGGACAUCUGCAAGGAAUCCAGACACUUUCUAGGGACAUCGGAAAAAGACUGAAGUUCUCUCAAACUCAAAAAAGACGAGAAUAAAUAUGUGCGGAAUCUGGGCUAUAUUUGGAAGCGACGACGAUGUUGCUAUGCAGUGCAAUGCAGCUCACAAAAUCACACACAGGGGACCCGAUGCCUUCCGAUUGGAGACAAUCCACCACUUCCCGAACUGCGCCCUCGGGUUUCAUCGUUUAGCCAUUGUUGACGAUUUGGCGGGAAUGCAGCCUAUGAGAGUUUUCAAAUAUCCUCACAUCUGGCUAAUGUACAAUGGGGAAAUAUAUAACCAUAAACUACUCGAGGAGCAGUUUAACUUUGACACGUCGACUGCCUGUGACGGCGAGGUCAUCAUUCACCUGUACGCCAAGGGAGGGGCGGAGUACGCCGCCAAACACCUGGACGGCGUCUUCUGUUUCGUCAUCCUGGACACGGCGGAACGGCGCGUGUACGUCGGCCGGGAUACGUUCGGCGUCCGACCCGGUUUUAAAUCUUACAUUGAACAGAAGGGGUUCCUUGCCGUCUGCUCUGAGGCUAAAGGUCUGAUGCCAUUACAACAGAUCGACAACAACGUUCAGAUUACCAUUUUCCCUCCCGGUCACGUAGAGACCUAUAGCCUCGAUCUGAGCGGAAGGGCCACAUACGUCAAUACAACACGGUUCCAUAAAAUUGGAGAACCUCCAGCAUACAAGACUUUGGUCAACCCAGUAGAUGAUGACGUUGAUGAGAGCCUCCGUGUUUUACUGGAUGCUGCAGUGCAUAAAAGAACAAUGGCUGAGAGGAGAAUAGGCUGUCUUCUGUCAGGCGGUCUUGAUUCUAGUUUGGUGGCCGCCCUGUUUGUCAGAAAGGCCAAGGAGAUCGGAAUCAAGUAUCCUAUCCAAACCUUCUCUAUCGGUAUGGAAAAUAGUCCGGACUUACUGGCCGCCAGAAAAGUAGCUAAGCACCUUGGUACCGAGCACCACGAGGUUGUCAUGACUCCGGACGAGGGAAUAGAGUCCCUGAAAUCUGUCAUCUUCCAUCUAGAAAGUUAUGACAUCACUACGAUCCGGGCGUCUGUCGCGAUGUAUUUACUGAGUAAGUACAUUAACGAGAAGACGGACACCCGCGUGAUUUUGUCGGGGGAGGGGGCGGACGAGGUGAUGCAGGGCUACAUCUACUUCCAUAAGGCGCCCUCACCCAGCGAGGCGGACACAGAGAGCCUGCGACUCUGUAGGGACCUGUAUAUGUACGACGUCCUGAGGGGGGACCGGUCCACAGCCGCCUGGGGGUUGGAAAUCCGUGUACCAUUCCUUGACCAUCGAUUAACCAGCUACUUUCUGUCACUUCCACCGGAAGUGAGACAACCACGUGACGGAAUAGAAAAGUAUUUACUAAGAGCGGCUUUUGACAAAACUGGACUCUUGCCAAAUGACAUUCUAUGGCGGCCAAAGGAGGCCUUUAGCGAUGGACUUUCUAGUGUGAAGCGGUCAUGGUAUGAGAUCUUGCAGGACCAUUUAUGUGAUCAGAUAAACGAAGGAGAACUUGAGGAGGCGUCAUCAAAAUACCCCCACAAUACCCCGCUCACGAAGGAAGCGCUGUUCUUCCGGAAGGUGUUCGAGUCGUUCUACCCGGGCAGGGCUGACUGGAUACCCUAUUUCUGGAUGCCACGGUGGACUGUGGCGUCAGAUCCAUCCGCCAGAACUCUGAAGUACUACAAAAACGAGUGAGGGUGUGGAGAGAGAGAGAGAGAGAGAGAGAGAGAGAGAGAGAGAGAGAGAGAGAGAGAAGUCUAUGUCCUACAGAAAAAUAAAAUGAUAACGAAUAUUUGAUUUUAUUUAGUUUUUAUUUUGCUUGGUCUACCACAAAUGCAAAUAAAUGCAUACUUUUAUACUGAAACAAAAUUUCGACCUUCUGGUUGUGAGUUUUCAAUUUGAUAAAUAAAACGUUAGGCAAAUAUUAUAUAAUACUUUGAAAAAAAAACCAACAACAACAACAAACAAAAUUACAAUUGAAAACAAACGUUCGCCAUCUCAAUCUCGAUCUAUUUGUGUAAGAACAUUGUAUAAUAAAACAAUAUUUAUAUAUAACAGCGUGUUUAUCAAUUAUACACUCAUUUUGAAUUAAGUAUUAUAUAAUAUCAAUGUUUCAUAAUAAAAUAUAGUAAAAACUUUUCUACUAUAGUAGUUCAGGAUAUAAUUAUGCUCAAAGCAUGAUGAAGUGCAUGACAGAGACAAAUAAGAAAUAACAAAUACAGUAUAAUAAAUACAAAACCAAAUAUAUGUAAUAUUCAUCAUAACAAGAGUUACAUGUAUUUAAACAAUAAUAUGAUAUGGAAGACACAUUCAAAAUACUUCCUUAUAUCUACACCCCCACCCACCCACAAAAAAGCAACAACAAGGAAAAGCCUUCAUGCAAAACCAGAUUGUUACACAGAACUCGCAAAAUUAUAAUCCAUUAACGAUAUUGAUAUCAACGUAACAAUGAGGAAAUAAAUGUCUCCGAGAAGGUUGGUACAAAUGUUUACGUGUUCAUAAACUACAUGGUACACCGUCACACCCACAUAAAAACGUGAUCAUAGUCAAUCCGAACACUAAGUAUUUUUUCUAUAUUUAGUUCGAUCUGCGAUAGAGAUGAUGUUUAUUAGAAGAAGCCCUCCUUAUAAAUAGUCAGUUCGGAUUUCCUUGUUCUGGCAUCGAAAAUCCAACAACUUAUUUUUGUAUA